Nicotiana tabacum (common tobacco) is the source of this 430-nucleotide messenger RNA. The record is from RefSeq and is a predicted model, not a curated record. NCBI's taxonomy places the organism in Eukaryota, Viridiplantae, Streptophyta, Magnoliopsida, Solanales, Solanaceae.
AUGGUUGGAGAUUUUUAUGUAUCUAGAUUUGACCGAGACAUCAUUGUUGAAACAAAAUCCGGACAACUACAAAGGAUAAAGGAGUUGAAUGCCGCCUAUCUAGAUCUUCAGCAUCCUUUAUUGUUUCCAUUUGGUGAAGAUGGUUAUAGGGAAGACAUUCCUUUAAAUGGAAAUGAUGAAUCAAGUGGAGAAAGGCAUUUUGUUAGCAUGCGUGAAUAUUUCGCAUACAAAGUUCAAGAAAGGAAUGGUGAAGUACCAACAAUUGUGAACUCAAGAAGAUUAUUUCAACAAUUCUUGGUCGAUGGAUUUACAAUGGUUGAAUCGUCUAGGUUGAAGUAUAUCAAAACUCAUCAAAAACAAAUGCGAGCUCAUAUGUAUAAAGGAUUAGAAGAUGCAGUUUUACAUGGAGAGAUAAAUCCUUCUUCUCAAG